AGUCUAAAAACAAAUCGAUUGUGGCGCAACAUAACCUAAAACUCUUUAAACAUUUACAUAAACUAAAAUUUCUAAAAAUUUGACCCACUGUAUAUUAUGUGUAUUGUAAAAUUAUGUGUAUUGUAAAUUAUGUGUAUUGUAAAAUUUAAAAUUUUCACCGAGAUUAUGCAAAUCAGUUAAACUUUAUUAACCUCUUUUGUUUGUGUAAUGUGAAACAACAUAAACAAUCCUAACCUAAACACGUUAUUUUCCUUACAAGAUUCUUUAGUAAUUCGUAUUCUCUUUAUUUAAAAAUGAGAUACGCUCAACUAGUUGUCGGCCCAGCCGGGAGUGGGAAGUCCACAUACUGCUCAACAAUAGUAAAGCAAGCCACAGAUACAAAACGUAUAAUAGAAGUGGUGAACCUGGAUCCAGCAGCAGAGCAUUUUGAUUAUGAGCCCCUUGUAGACAUCAGAGAGCUAAUUCACUUGGAUGAUGCCAUGGAAGAUGAAGAACUCCAGUUUGGGCCAAAUGGAGGACUUGUCUUUUGCUUAGAAACUUUAUUAGAAAACUGUGACUGGCUUGAAGAGCAACUAGGCGAUGUGGAUGAUGACUACAUCCUGUUUGACUGUCCCGGUCAAAUAGAACUAUAUACUCAUUUACCAGUCAUCAGGAAACUAGUGGACACUCUAGAGAAGUGGAACUUCAGGAUAUGUGUUGUCUUUAUGAUUGAUUCACAGUUCAUGGUUGAUGGAGCUAAGUUUCUAUCAGGAACAAUGGCCGCCCUCAGCGUGAUGGUAAACCUGGAGCUACCGCACGUCAAUAUAUUAACUAAAAUGGACCUUCUCAGUAAAUCGGCAAGAAAUCAACUUGAUAAUUACCUCGAUCCAGACCCGCACAUUUUACUAGCAGAUAUGAGAAACGCAAAAUCCAAAUGGCAUGAAAAAUACGCUAAAUUGACUGAAGCCAUUGGAGAAGUUAUAGAGAACUUCAGUUUAGUGAGGUUCUACCCACUCAACAUCAAGGAGGAAGAAAGCAUAGAAAACAUACUGCUGACCAUAGAUAAUAUCAUUCAAUACGGUGAAGAUGCUGAUGUUAAAAUAAGAGAUUUCGAUGAGCCAGAACCAGAUGAAAAUGAUGAAUAAAUAUUUUUUCAAUA
Molecule: messenger RNA, 1138 nt
Organism: Maniola jurtina (meadow brown)
Lineage: Eukaryota; Metazoa; Arthropoda; Insecta; Lepidoptera; Nymphalidae
Product: GPN-loop GTPase 3
Exons: 5
Coding region: 294-1124 (276 amino acids)
Molecular function (GO): GTPase activity
Source: RefSeq, a predicted model, not a curated record